Messenger RNA from Mangifera indica (mango), 2895 nucleotides. RefSeq names its product auxin response factor 18-like. Gene Ontology annotation, biological process: regulation of DNA-templated transcription; response to hormone. Gene Ontology annotation, molecular function: protein binding; DNA binding. The coding region runs from base 465 to 2573 and encodes 702 amino acids. The record is from RefSeq and is a predicted model, not a curated record. Gene Ontology annotation, cellular component: nucleus. The transcript is spliced from 15 exons. NCBI's taxonomy places the organism in Eukaryota, Viridiplantae, Streptophyta, Magnoliopsida, Sapindales, Anacardiaceae.
ACGGGGGAGUAAAGGUCUUAUUAAAAAAAUUGCAGAGAAAAAUCGUAACAUAAAAGAGGGUAUUGACUGUGGAGAAGCUGAAACUAGAGAGAGAAGAGUAGAAUCUGAGUGGGAGAAAGCGGUUUUGGGGAUUUGGUAACGUCUGAUUCAGGUCUUUUGGCGAGCAAAAGAAACAGGAAACAGCCACAGCGCUGCUUCAUACAGGUGUUUAUCGAGUUGAGCCUGGAAAUAAGGUCGGUGAGAAGACAAAAGCACAGUGGUUUUGUAACUGAAACCCACCAAUUUAGCAGCUACGUAUAAUCAAAGUCAGUUACACUAGUCCACCUGUAAUUAUGAUAACUUACCAUACAUAACCGUCGUCUCUUCUGUGGUUUGGUAGGGCUUGUGUUUUCUUUCUUUGAUAUUCUAUUCAGUGAUUUACUGGGUUCUUUGAAAACGACAUCGUUGCUGUGGUUGUUUAUUUGAUGGCUCAUAUUGAAACGAGUCUCGGGGGCUCAUCGAUUUCUCAAAUGGAAACAGGAAACAAUGAUCUGUAUAAGGAGCUUUGGAAGGCUUGUGCAGGACCACUGGUUGAAGUUCCUCGACCUGGAGAAAGAGUUUUCUACUUCCCUCAGGGUCACGUGGAACAAUUAGAAGCAUCGACAAAUCAGAAACUGAACCAUCAAAAACCUUUGUUUGAUCUUCCCUCUAAGAUCCUAUGUCGAGUUGUUAACAUCCAAUUUCUGGCUGAGCAAGAGACAGAUGAGGUUUAUGCUCAGAUCACUUUGCUACCAUAUGGAGAUCAAACUGAACCUACAAGUCCUGAUCCCUGCCCACCUGAGCCUCCAAAGCAAACAGUUCAUUCGUUUUGUAAGAUUUUAACAGCUUCAGAUACAAGCACCCAUGGGGGGUUUUCUGUUCUUCGCAAGCAUGCCACCGAAUGUCUUCCUCCGUUGGACAUGACCCAAGCAACCCCAACCCAGGAAUUGGUUGCUAAAGAUCUGCAUGGGUUUGAGUGGCGAUUCAAACAUAUAUUUAGAGGUCAACCCCGAAGACAUUUGCUUACUACAGGGUGGAGUACAUUUGUUACCUCCAAAAGGCUGGUUGCAGGAGACGCUUUUGUUUUUUUGAGAGGUGAAAAUGAGGAAUUACGAGUGGGGGUUCGACGUCUUACUCGUCAGCAGAGCUCCAUGCCUUCAUCUGUAAUAUCCAGUCAGAGUAUGCAUUUAGGAGUGCUUGCUACAGCUUCUCAUGCUGUUACAACCCAAACUCUCUUUGUAGUAUACUACAAGCCAAGGACAAGCCAAUUCAUUAUCAGCUUAAACAAGUACCUGGAAGCGGUUACGAAUAGGUUUUCUGUUGGUAUGCGUUUUAAGAUGAGAUUUGAGGGUGAAGACUCUCCUGAGAGAAGGUUCAUGGGCACCAUCAUCGGGGUUGGAGAUAUUUCAGUGCAGUGGCCAGGCUCUAAAUGGCGGUCGUUGAAGAUUCAAUGGGAUGAGCCAGCUACAAUCCAAAGGCCAGAAAGGGUUUCUCCAUGGGAGAUAGAGCCUUGUGCAGCUUCUGCACCAUUAAGUGUUGCUCAACCAGCUGUUAAGGGCAAGAGACCACGAUCCAUUGACAUUCCAGCUUCUGAAAUUACAACAAAUUCGGCAUCAUCAGCCUUUUGGUAUCAAGGAUCAACCCAUUCCCAUGAAUUAACUCAAUUAGCUGGUGGUGCUGAAGUCCAAAGCACUGAGAGACAAGUUCUCUGGCCUUUGAGGCAGAAAGAAUUCGAUAGUAAUCAUUUGAAUGGCAGUAAUGUCUGUAGUUCAAGGGUCACACCUGAAGGCAUUUGGCCUACUUCUCCCCAUCUGAAUGUCUCUUUAAACCUGUUCCGGGAGACAACAGAUGACUACAAAAACAGUGCAGCACGGACUAUUCUGAAUGUUUUCUCCUCAGGGCCAAGUGAUAGCUUAUUUAAUGAUCAGGCUGGAAAAAUGAAGAAAUCUGGGACUUCCAUGGGUUGUCGGUUGUUUGGAUUUGAUCUGAAACGUAACUCUAACAUUGCUGCUGCGCCAGCCAAGGAAGGUGUAGAUUCAACUUUUGAUUCCAAUUGCGUUAAAGGGUCUAUUCCAGCUGCAUCUGAUUCUGAUAAGGCCCAAAAUUCGGAAUUUUCAAAAUCCUUGAAGGAACUGGAGCAAGUGACAGCAGAAGCAUUUCCAAAAGAGACACCGAACAAGCAGGGGUCAGCUACCUCCACAAGAACUCGGACGAAGGUUCAAAUGCAAGGAAUUGCUGUUGGGCGUGCUGUUGAUUUAACUGUUUUGAAAGGGUAUGAUGAUCUUAUUGAUGAAUUAGAAAAGAUGUUCGAAAUUGAAGGACACCUUCGUCCAUGUGACAAAUGGAAAGUGGUUUUUACCGAUGAUGAGGGUGAUAUGAUGCUUGCUGGUGAUGAUCCAUGGCCGGAAUUCUGUAAGAUGGUUAAGAAGAUCUUCAUAUAUUCAUGUGACCAAGUGAAGAAAAUGAGCCCAAGCUGCAAGCAUAAUGCAUCAUCUGUAGAGGGUGAAGGGACUGUUGUAAGCUUGGAUGACUCAGAUCACAACUCCGAAAUUUGAAAGUACAAAAACCCUAUUUAUUUUACAAUAUUUUUUAUUGAAAUUUGAAAGCAAAGGGUGGUGGUAGUUUAAUUUGCUCAGGUUUUUUUGGGAGCCUGCAGUGAAGAAGAGCUAACAGACUCGUACCAUUAAAAUUUAGAGGAACUUAUGAAGGUUUUAGUAAUAGCAUGCGUAUACCUUGUUUUGUGGGAUGGUUUGGUUUCAAUGUAGGGCAGCUGUAAAAAUAUAUGCUUUCAGACUUUGUUGGCAUAAUGUUGGCUUUUAACUAAGUUUCAUUAUAUAUGCCUGACCAAUAAGAUGCCCUUAUUUUCUUGCCUUAAAA